This is a messenger RNA of Microthlaspi erraticum, 1044 nucleotides long. The record is from the annotation of a GenBank genome assembly. Lineage: Eukaryota; Viridiplantae; Streptophyta; Magnoliopsida; Brassicales; Brassicaceae.
AUGGCGGAAGCUUGCGGAGUGAGGAGGAUGAAGCUGGGAAGCCAAGGACUUGAGGUAUCGGCGCAAGGUCUUGGUUGCAUGGGCCUCUCCUCCUUCUACGGUGCUCCGAAACCGGAAACUGAAGCCGUCGCUCUUCUCCACCACGCUAUUAACUCCGGCGUCACUUUCCUCGACACCUCCGACAUAUACGGUCCUGAGACCAACGAGUUGCUCCUCGGAAAGGCUCUGAAGGAUGAUGGGUUGAGGGAGAAAGUGGAGCUUGCGAGUAAAUUCGGAAUCAGCUUUGCAGAGGGAAAGAGAGAGAUAAAGGGAGAUCCUUUGUAUGUGAGAGCUGCUUGUGAAGCUAGUUUGAAGCGUCUAGAUGUAAAAAGCAUUGAUCUUUACUAUCAGCAUCGGAUCGAUACUCGUGUCCCUAUUGAAAUCACUAUGGGAGAGCUCAAGAAGCUAGUUGAAGAAGGUAAAAUAAAGUACGUUGGUUUGUCUGAAGCCUCUGCUUCAACCAUCAGAAGAGCGCAUGCUGUUCAUCCAAUAACCGCUGUGCAGAUAGAAUGGUCCUUGUGGACGAGAGACGUUGAAGAAGAGAUCAUACCGACCUGCAGAGAACUUGGGAUUGGAAUUGUUGCUUAUAGUCCUCUGGGAAGAGGCUUCUUUGCAUCAGGACCUAAGCUUGUUGAGAAGCUAGACGAUAAUGACUUCAGAAAGACUCUACCAAGAUUCCAGCAAGAAAACUUAGACCACAACAAGAUUGUUUACGAGAAGGUUUGUGCAAUCUCUGAGAAGAAAGGAUGCACUCCUGCACAACUAGCCCUCGCAUGGGUUCAUCACCAGGGAGAUGAUGUUUGCCCCAUCCCGGGAACCACCAAGAUCGAAAACCUCAACCAGAACAUUGGAGCUUUAUCGGUGAAACUCACUCCUGAAGAGAUGACUGAGCUCGAGGCCAUUGCUCAACCAGGUUUUGUGAAAGGAGAGAGACACGGUCACAUGAUGGCAUUGGCUAGUUUCAAGAACUCAGACACUCCACCAUUGUCUUCUUGGAAACUCUGA